AACCAGCUCCAAGGAAACCACUGUACGGUUUGAGUGACUACUGAAUCAGUAUUGUGUGAGAGAGUGUGAAGAGGCGUGAUGUGUCCGGCAGCCUGAGAGCUGAUGCUGUGUGUGGGAAGCGCGUACUGAGGGGGACAGGAGACGGCUCGGCAUUGGUACAACCCACAGCUGCCUGGGAACAAAGCGGGCUCUUGUACUGCUGCCAAGUGGCCACCCUGCUGCCCGCCAGGCUCAGCCAAGGGGAACAUAUUCCGCUCUCUUACACACUUUAUUCAUUCUGCUUCUCCCGUAUCCGCUAUUCCUGGCGCUGGGAAGAAGAUCGACUAAAGUUUGGCAAUGGCUUUGAUCAUGGAACCCGUGAGUAAAUGGACUCCGAGUCAAGUGGUGGACUGGAUGAAGGGCUUGGAUGAUUGCCUGCAGCAGUACAUAAAGAACUUUGAGAGGGAAAAGAUUGCAGGGGACCAGUUAUUACGCAUUACACAUCAAGAGCUUGAGGAAUUAGGAGUCACACGGAUUGGACACCAGGAACUUAUUUUGGAAGCUGUAGAUUUACUGUGUGCACUGAAUUAUGGAUUGGAAACUGAGAACUUAAAAACACUUUCCCACAAAUUAAAUUCAUCUGCAAAAAAUUUGCAGAACUUUAUAACAGGGAGAAGAAGAAGUGGCCAUUAUGAUGGGAAAAGUAGCAGAAAGUUACCUAAUGACUUCUUAACUUCUGUUGUGGAUCUCAUUGGGUCAGCAAAGAGCCUCCUCGCUUGGUUGGACAGGUAUUGCCACGCUGAUCAGGAUGACAUCGAUAACCUUAAAAAAAGAUGGAUAGGGCAUAAACUGGAUAAAUCACCAUUUGCUGCAGUGACAGAUUAUUCAGUCACAAGAAAUAAUGUUAUUCAGCUGUGCUUGGAAUUAACAACCAUUGUUCAGCAGGAAUGUACGGUGUAUGAAACAGAAAACAAAAUUCUUCAUGUGUGCAAAACCCUCUCCGGUGUCUGUGAUCACAUCAUCUCUCUCUCAUCGGACCCGCUGGUUUCACAGUCAGCUCAUCUGGAAGUCAUCCAACUCUCCAACAUCAAGCCAAGUGAAGGACUGGGUAUGUACAUCAAAUCCACAUAUGAUGGACUUCAUGUGAUUACUGGGACUACAGAAAAUUCACCUGCUGAUCGAUGCAAGAAAAUUCAUGCUGGUGAUGAAGUAAUACAAGUCAACCAUCAGACUGUGGUGGGUUGGCAGUUGAAAAAUUUGGUGAAUGCACUACGAGAGGACCCGAGUGGUGUUAUCUUAACUUUGAAAAAGCGACCUCAGAGCAUGCUUACCUCAGCACCAGCUUUACUGAAAAAUAUGAGAUGGAAGCCUCUUGCUCUGCAGUGGUAUGAUGAGGAAAUGAAAACUUAUUCCUGGACACGUAUAUCACCCCUCAUUCCAAGGAGUCCCACCAGCGGUGCCGCUACUCCAUCAAGCACAAUCAGCACACCGACAAAGAGAGACAGUUCAGCACUUCAGGACCUCUUUAUUCCUCCUCCACCCCCAGAGCCUUACAUACCCAGAGAUGAGAAGGGCAACCUACCUUGUGAGGAUAUGACUAGACACACUGUUGGCAAACCUGUUUCGAAGGGAUCAGAGUCUCCAAACUCCUUUUUAGACCAGGAGUACAGAAAGCAUUUCAAUGUGGUGGAAGAGGAUGCAAUUCUGUAUUGCUACGAGUAUGACAAAGGAAGAUCCGGCAUGCAAGGUCGGAGGGAAAGCACGCCAACCUAUGGAAAACUGCGUCCAAUUUCUAUGCCCGUGGAAUAUAAUUGGGUUGGGGAUUACGAAGAUCCCAACAAGAUCAAGAGAGACAGUAGAAGAGAAAGUUCAUUGCUACGUUAUAUUAGCAAUGACAAAGUAAUCCAAGAAGAAUACAUGCUUCAGAGGGGCACAAAAAAAGAAACUGGUAAAAAAUCCAAGAAGAAAGGAGAGAAGAAUACAAGUCCAAGCCAUUAUGCCCUGAUCCCUGCUGUACAAAUGGAUUCCCUGUGCCAUGAAGUUGUGAGCCCAUCUGUUUCAGACGCUGCAUCAUAUCAUACAUUUCAGCAAUCUUCAUUACAGCACAAAUCAAAGAAAAGGAAUAAAGGUCCUGUUCCUGGCAAAAGUAAAAGGCGAAUAUCAUGUAAGGACCUGGGUCGUGGCGAUUGUGAGGGAUGGCUAUGGAAGAAAAAAGAUGCCAAGAGCUAUUUCUCUCAGAAAUGGAAAAAGUACUGGUUUAUUCUGAAGGACACAUCUCUUUACUGGUAUAUAAAUGAGGAGGAAGAGAAAGCUGAAGGCUUCAUCAGUCUGCCUGAAUUUAAAAUUGAUCGAGCCAGUGAAUGCCGUAAAAAAUUUGCAUUUAAAGCCUGCCAUCCCAAGAUCAAGAGCUUCUAUUUUGCUGCUGACAACUUAGAUGAUAUGAACAGAUGGCUUAGUAGAGUGAACCUAGCAGUGUCUAGCUAUGCAGAGAGAGAGAGGAUUAAACAGGAUCAAGGCAGCAUAAAUUAUUGGAGUGAGAGUGAUCAGGAAGAAGUUGAUACACCAUCAACACCAAAACAAGACAGUCCGCCGCCUCCAUAUGACACAUACCCAAGGCCAGCCUCCAUGAGUUGUGCCAGCCCAUUUGUGGAACCAAAACACAGGCUGUCUUCCACUGAAACCUCACAGUCCCAUUCCUCGCAUGAAGAAUUUCGGCAGGAAGCAGCUGGAAGCACUACAGAUUCUCCAGUAAGAAAAACAGCCAGUCAAAGGCGAUCCUGGCAGGAUUUAAUUGAGACACCACUAACUAGCUCAGGACUUCAUUAUCUUCAGACUCUUCCUCUAGAGGACUCUGUAUUUUUGGAGCCAGCUGUGGUUUCCCCAGAUCACAGACGACAGUCAACCCUUCCAGCUCCAAAGUGCCAUCUUCUAGAUCAUUAUGGUCCUUUUUCUUUGGCAGAGUGUAAACAAUCACAAGCACAAAGUGGUAGUGGGGCAAAACCACGCAGUUUUACACUCCCACGAGAUGGAGGCUUGAGCCACUGUGCGCCACUGUCACCAGUGAGUAUCCUGGAGCCACUGGAAUCCUCGCCGAAACUGGAAACACAAGGUGAAGCAAAAUCUGAUCAACCAGGGAAAGUUGAAGAUGCAACUGAAACUGUAGACGAGAAGCCAGCAGACUCAUUACAAGAUCUCUACAGGGCCCUGGAGCAGGCCAGUUUGUCCCCACUCGGAGAUCGGCGUCUUUCAACCAAAGUGGAGUACAAGAAGUCUUUUAUUAAAAGGUGUAGUGAUCCAGUAGUCAAUGAAAAACUCCACAGACUGCGAAUUUUGAAAAGCACUUUAAAGGCCAAAGAAGGAGAAGUAGCUAUUAUUGACAAACUUCUGGAAAAACCAGACUUCACAUCUAAAGACUUUCAGGAGUGGAAGAGCCUGUACCUUGAGCUUUUUCUGGAAAUCUGUCAAAAGAGUAACUCAAAGGACGGGGAGAGCGUCUCUUCAGAAGUAGAUGCACUUAUACAGUCUCUAGCGCACAUGCACUCCUAUAUCGAAACGCAUGUAUAAUCGUCUUUAUUCUCUGAUGCCUAUAACCCUGAAGAAAGGACAUUUUCUAUUAUUAUAUGGAAAGUCUAGUAAAUUAUAUUUUAAAGUUGCUGAUCUAUGUGGAGUAACUCUUCUAUGAUCCCAAUGCCGUCCUCUUCGAUUGGCGUUUGUAUAUUUUCUACGCUGGUAGUGCUUAGCUUUAUGUUCAUCCUGUGAUUCGGUCGGUAAAGUGUACAGAGAUGAUUUAUUAAACUCAGCGAUGGAAGCGGUUUUCUUAAGGCCUCAUCCCUUGGAAAACUUUUCUAUUAACAGAUUUACAUUUUUUCUGUGCAAACGGGAUCGGGGCGACCAUGAAAAAUAGGUUUUGUAUUAUUCUUGAAAUGUUUGAAAAAAACAAAAAAAAAAACAGGUAUCUAAAGUAUAUAAAUGCUGCAGUUCUAUUUUUGAUGAUGUAGAAAAGAAUAAAGACACUUAUUUUAAAAGAAAAAAAAACAUAAAUACCAAGAAAUGGUAAUAUCACAAGACAAAUGCAUCGUCCUCAUCCUCUGUUACAUUCUUGUUAAUAUCAGCCAGGAAGGGUCAAACUGAUGUGAUUUGUUAUCCAAGUGCCAAUCAUAAGUACAUGUGACCAGACCGAAAUGAUGUCAGCAUGGAGAAUGAAUUGCAUGUUGUCAUCUAUUGUUAGAUGUCCUCUCUGCGAUGCGUCUUAAAAGGCUUACAAGCCAAAAGCUGUUCUGUUCAAUAACUAGUAAUUAUUUUGACCUCUAGUUCUUUUCUAAAAAUGGUGAUGUUGAUUCUUUUUUCUCCCAACGUUCCACACAACUUUAGUAUGUACCCAUGCAUUGACAGGAAGAAAGAAUACAUCUAGUUACAUAUGACUGAUAAAUACUAAAAUAGAAAACAAACUUUAUGUUGUAUUCAAAACUUUUUAAAAUGUUUGGUUUUCUCAGUUUUCAAUGAAAUUAAACUGAUACAAACAAGUAGCACUUACUGUACAUUAAAGGGCACACAAUCCAUAGCCACACAAGCUGUCUCUAGGCAUGGCAGGUCAAUGCUUGUUUUUUGCUUGGAGGUCCAGCCUGCAUUCUCUUCUCAAACAUUCUGUCCCCAUUGGCCAUUAAUCCGGCUCUGUCUGGUGUUUAUAAUUACUAUUAAUCAGUAAUUGACAUCUUUUAAGGGAGAUGCUGAUAUAUUCCUUAACAAAUCAUUGGAUCAGCUCAAGGUGGCCAUAUUGAGGAAAGAUCUUCAGGUUUAUGGCAAGCUUUACACAGGCACACACAAUCACUCUUUCACAGAUACAUGCACACAAACACUUAUACAUGUGCACAUACAAAGGUACAUGGGAGUACAUUACAGAAUCAUGCACUGUAUUAGCAAACAUACCCAGACACAAAUGCACUUUAGAAAGUUAUAAUACACAGGUUGAGGUUGCCACCAUCCCCGGGUGAUGUUAACAGUCUGCACAGGAGGGAGUGAGAUGAUGAUGGUGGAGUUAAUGGUGGGCUUGGGCGGGCAGUGGGCAGGCAGAGGGCACAACAGGAACUGGGUGUGGUGGGAGUGGGGAUGGAGGGCUUUAAUGGGCAGUUAAAGUGGCAUGAUAGGUCAAGGAAGAGGAAUUAAACACAUAACAGCAAUUCAUUUUCUAGCUGGUGAUUUACUGGGUUUGGUCGACAAACCUAACACAUAAAAGCACUAAUACACUGGCACACAAGCACUUUUUACUCAGACACACACAAAUACACAUUAAGAAGUCAUGAGCAGAGACACAAACACUGAAAAAGUAUAUUUUUAUGGCCAAAACGCCACAACAGGAUUACCCAUAAGUCUUCUGCACUGCAGUCAGUCUCAUUACCUUGGUGUACAAUGCACCUACUGUCCCUAGAUUAUUUUCUAGUCUCUCUGAACAGAAGUGAUUUGCAAUGCAAACAUUUUCAGGUAUGGCACAAACUGAUGUUUUCUAUACCACUUUUAAGUGUCCUUUGUAAAAAAGCACAAAAUGAAUAUUUCAGAUAUACUGAGUCCUUGAACAACCUUCCUAUUUAAACACAAGUCUUAGUGGCAUUGAUGAAUGCUGGCCAGUGCUUUGCCAUAAUGAGUGGUAUCUACUUACAAUGAAGCACGAGCCUCGCUUUAGCCUGGAAAGUCUCUGCUUCCCCUCUUUAGAACAGAAUGGUCCAGUCUGCUGUAAACUUAGUGUCAGCCAAUGUCACUUCUACACUGUAUUUACAUCUAUGUAGUUGUUAGAGACUCAUAUAUGUGCAAGCAGCUGCAUGUUUGAAGAACUGGCUCUGUAUUCUUCCUAUAGAGUAUGGCUGAUGCUCUGAAUAUGCCAUUAUAAGGGUCAAGCGGAAACUUAGAACAUUAGAAUGCUUUGCAGAAAAUCCUUCUAUACUUUUGCAAUAAAGACUUGCCUGUGCAUCUCAUUGAAUGUAUUUAAAUCUUAGUUUGGAUGCUGCUUUAUCUAUAUUUGUUAUUAAAAUGAAGAUGUUUUGAUUUUCGUGCCGAACAGCCAUUUCAUUCUAAAUAUUUUAUAAGUAUUGCAUACUUGCACAGGGGACUGAGUGGCCUUCCUUGGCUGUCUCACUUAUUCAUCAUCUAAGCCAAAACGGUUCAGAAAGAAAUAUCUCAUUUUGUUGGAAAAACUAGAUCCAGGGUAUUAUUUGUAUUAUUUAGGGAGAAAAGGAAACUGUUUAAAUGAAAUAGCCAUUUUUAUCUGCAUGAAUACAGAUUGUUCAUUAAACUGUUAUGCGGCUUUGUAUUUUCCCAUGAAAAAUGGUUUGUGCUCAUGGUUUGUGCAUUGAGAUUUAUUGUUUUACUGGACCAAAAGAAAAAAUAUAUAUAUAUAUCUAUAAAUAUAUAAAUACUCUCUUAAAACAAA
This is a messenger RNA of Xenopus tropicalis (tropical clawed frog), 6400 nucleotides long. Lineage: Eukaryota; Metazoa; Chordata; Amphibia; Anura; Pipidae. The record is from RefSeq and is a predicted model, not a curated record.